This is a messenger RNA of Drosophila arizonae, 2152 nucleotides long. It is a transcript of the gene esg, whose product is annotated as escargot. The record is from RefSeq and is a predicted model, not a curated record. Gene Ontology annotation, biological process: regulation of DNA-templated transcription. Lineage: Eukaryota; Metazoa; Arthropoda; Insecta; Diptera; Drosophilidae. Gene Ontology annotation, molecular function: RNA polymerase II cis-regulatory region sequence-specific DNA binding; DNA-binding transcription factor activity, RNA polymerase II-specific.
GUGCUCUCUGGCUGCGCGCAGCGCUAGUGUGCCGCUUAUAAAAAGGCUGCUAGCGCCGUUUGGUUUUCAGUUCUUCUCUUUCGUUCAUUGCAACAGCAACAGCAAAAGCAAAACCAAAAUCACAUUGACGGCAAGUCCACACAGACACAGUUCGUUCAGUUCGUUAAGUUUUGUGCGCAACGCGAUGUUUAUGUGAAGCAACAGCCAGCAGAACAGAAACAGUUGAGAAAUUCGACUGUGACAAUAAUCAAAGAUAAAAUAGCAAGAAAUAAAACAAAAAACAGUUACAAAAUGCAUACCGUCGAGCAUAUGCUAGUGGAAAAGAACUACAGCAAGUGUCCUUUAAAGAAGCGUCCGGUCAACUAUCAGUUCGAAGCCGAGCCCGAGGAUUUGUGCCUGAAAAAGAACAGCAGCAGCAACAGCGAUGUCUGUUCGCCAAUACCAACAGCGACAGCUGCAGCAACAACAACAACAACAAUUGAGCACUCAGCGACAUCAGCCGCCUCCAGCGGCUUAGAGGACGAGCUCAUCAAUGUGAGCGACUGCUGUGAGGACGAAGGCGUCGAUGUGGAUCACACAGACGAUGAGGCCGAGCAGAUGGAUGUGGAGCACGAGGAUGACGACGAUGUCGAUUGUGUUAAUGUCGAGAGUGAUCCCAAUCAGACACAGGCCGCUGCCCUGGCCGCUGCAGCCGCUGUUGCAGCUGCCUCGGCGGCUGCGGUAGCCGCAUCCGUGGUGGUGCCCACACCCACCUAUCCCAAGUAUGGCAUACCGCCAUGGAAUUUUCACAUGUCGUCCUACACAGCCGAAUUCUAUCGCACCAUCAAUCAGCCGCAUCUGUCGGCCGCGGCGGCUGCUGCGGCGCCACUGCGUGGCGAGCUGCUCUCGCCCAGCUCCCCAUCCGAUUCGUUGGGCUCCCUGUCGCCACCGCCCCAUCACUAUCUGCACGGACGCGCCAGCUCUGUGUCGCCGCCGAUGCGCUCCGAGAUGAUCCACAGACCGCAGCUGGGCGUGCGCCAGCAUCAAACGUUUCUGCCCUAUCCGACUUAUCCGGCUGCCGCCUAUACUGCUCUAGGCUAUCCGCAUCAUCAGCCGCUGCAUCCGCAGCAUCAUGCGCCCAUUUCGCCAGCCUACUCCGAGAGCUCCUACUACUCGAUGCGCAGCCUGACGCCCGAGUCGAGUUGCUGUUCGGUGCCCGAGGAUCUCUCCCUGAAGCACAAACAGACGAGCGCUGCGGCGCUGCUCGGUGAUGUGGCCAGCGGCAAACAGCACAACAGCUCCGUCUCCUCGGUAGCCACAGUGUCCUCCUCCUCCUCCGCGUCAGUUUCGUCGGCCUCCUCGGCCGCCUCGGUCUCGUCCUCGCCCAGCAAAAAGGACAAGUCGGCGCCGCCACGCUAUCAAUGCCCCGACUGCCAGAAAUCCUACUCGACCUUCUCGGGCCUCACCAAGCAUCAGCAAUUCCAUUGCCCAGCCGCCGAGGGCAACCAGGUGAAGAAGUCCUUCAGCUGCAAGGACUGCGACAAGACGUACGUCUCGCUGGGCGCCCUCAAGAUGCACAUCCGCACCCACACGCUGCCCUGCAAGUGCAACAUGUGCGGCAAGGCCUUCUCCCGGCCCUGGCUGCUGCAGGGCCAUAUUCGCACCCACACGGGCGAGAAGCCCUUCAGCUGCCAGCAUUGCCAUCGCGCCUUUGCGGAUCGCUCCAAUCUGCGAGCGCAUCUCCAGACGCACUCGGACAUCAAGAAAUAUUCGUGUGGCAAUUGCUCGAAGACAUUUUCGCGGAUGUCGCUGCUGACGAAGCACAAUGAGGGCGGUUGCCCGGGCGGCAGUGGUUCCGGAUCCACCGGAUCCAGUUCCGGCGCUGGCUCCAACUCUGAGCUAUCCUAUGGAGGCUAUGCCGAGCCCUAGGCUCCGCACAGCAUCCAAUGCGUCGUAUUACACAACGACGUUCACAAGCCAUGUUCCACCAAAAAUUAGUUCCUAGCUCGAGAGUAAGCGCAACCCGGCAGCUCCAUACAAAAAAAAAAAUAUCCAAGACACGCACACAACCAGAAACACACACACACACAUCCAGUGAAACGUAAAAAUUGUAUUUUUAUUUUAUUUUAUUUUUUAUUUUCUAGUCAACAUUUUCUUUGCAAGAGAAAAUUAA